Messenger RNA from Pelodiscus sinensis (Chinese soft-shelled turtle), 1649 nucleotides. The record is from RefSeq and is a predicted model, not a curated record. Lineage: Eukaryota; Metazoa; Chordata; Testudines; Trionychidae.
UUAACGGCCCCUGCCACGUGAUCGCGGAGAGCCCGACAGGGGCCAAUAGGAGCGCGCCGAGGAGUUGGGCGGUGCUCCAUGCCCACCCAAGGGCAGAGUGCCAGGGCAGGAGCUGCCUUUGGCCACGAGAGCCCCUUUGCCGUAUCCUCCGUGGAUGGGCAGAGGACAGAGGGGGUGGGAGCUGAGGAAGCAGCGUGGGCCAAAGGACAUGCUGGCCGCCGCCUCCCAUCACUCCCCUUGACCCAGAAUGGCAAAAGAUAAAGAUCAUCAGCAAUCCCUAGCCUGUCGUUGUUAAUGGGAAUUGAUCACUUGGUUUCUGAAUGCAGUCCCAGCCAGCGAAGUAUGAAGCAGAGAUGCCUUCUCUUUUAUGGGGGUUGGAUCCUGUUUUUUGUGCAUUUGCAAGACUCUACAUUAAGGAUAUAAAGGAAAUGAAAGAAUCUAAGCAGGUUCCAGGUAUAUUCUUUUAUAAUGGACAUCCAGUAAGACAGGUGGAUGUUGUUGGGACAGUGGUUCUAACAAAAGAACGAGAUGCCUUCUAUAUAUAUGGAGUGGAUGACAGUACUGGGGUCAUAAACUGCAUUUGCUGGAAAAAUCCCAUGGAAGUAGAGAAGUCUUUGUCAGUACCUGGCACAUCUUGCAGCCAUGAUCUACUUGAACAGAUGAAGAAGCUCCAGGAGGAGAUGCUCCGAAAAACAAAGCUGGAAAUUGGGGAUAUUGUCAGGGUCCGAGGUCAUGUCCGAAUCUACAGAGAGAAGCGAGAAAUCCAGGCAUCCAACUAUUAUAAAGUGAAUGAUCCUGCGUGUGAUGUUCAGAUUUCAAGGAUGUUGAAGUUGCCAUGUCUCUACAGAGAAGUUUAUGAUAAGCCUUUCAAAAUCCCAGAGGAAGCACAGAGUGCCUCAGGUGGUGUGAACUUUACCAGCUCAAUUGCAAUUGACGUGUUGAGUGAGAAAGUGAAAGAUUUCCUAUUGGAGAACAGAAUUCAGACCUUUUACCAACAGGAGCUGGAAACAGUUGAAUCCUUGGUGUCACUGGCCAGUCAGCCUCUCUUCAGGACUACCUCUCAGCAAAUGGAUUCAAAAAGCGAAGCCAGCUCCAAACUGAUACACAGUGCGUUCAAACAAGCAAUAGAGGUGCUUCAGGAAAAAGGAGUGGUUUUCCAGAAGUCAAACCUCCCCAAGGACUUGUAUCAUGUGACUGACCAGGAUAAGGAGUUAUACAGCAUGACCCUUAGUAUCGUCAAAGCAGAUUGUCGAAAACCCAGGCAUGCUGAAAAAGGCUGCCAUUUUCUUCACAUCCUGUCUUGUGUUCGCCAGAGCUACAGUCCUUAUCUAAGUGAAGCGGUGAUGCAUCAUGUUGUGAAUCUGCUGGAAAGAAACAGUGAUAUUGUUAGCACCAUGGAAGGAUACUAUAUGACUUUCUGAAAAAAAGAAAUAAAAUGCAGAACAUUGGUUUGUGGGUGGUGCAGGCAGAAGAAAAUGUAACCCACUAACCAUAUUUCCAGGAAAGAAUAGAAAGGACUUGACAAUGACACUGAAGAGCCAGCUUUGUGUAGAAUAUAAAUUGGAGGAGGAAAAGAGAAUGUUGGCUUAAAAAAUCCUAUUGGUUCCACCUGACUGGUUCCUUGAAAAAAAUACAAGCCUUGCACUUUG